UUUGCCAUUUGGAGUGAAUGCAUUUCUUUACCAAGGUAUCCGAGGAGGAGCUGGAACCACUGCCCCCAACUGACUGGGAGGGAGGACACUUUUGUCAACAUGUGGGUGUUUUUGUUCUCUUCUAUUUCAGCUGUGUUCUGAUCGUCCUGGCGUCCUACAGCUCAUUGCUACAGAUUUACAAUGGUAUUCGCAGAAUUGUAAAGAGUUGCAGGAAGACUCAAUCAGUGGAAUGUGAGUCAAGUGCUCCACAAGGCUUUUUGCUGUUCCGCCUUCUGGCUGCAUUGAAGAGGAAGCUGGGAAGUAUGCUGGGAGCUGUCUUCAGCCUACGGUUCAAUAGGAAGGCACACCGAAGGGUACACUACUCACUGGAGCGGAUGGUACCGAGAGCUAAGAAGCGACUGAAGCACAGGAGGUCCAGCAGGCAUUACAAGAGGCACCGGAUUCAGUACUUGCACUCAGCCAGUGGUGAGAUCCUGUGUUACAUCCCACACAAAAUGGUAGCCUACCCAUACGCUGCUGAGAUCUCAACAGGUGUCCACAAGUAUGGGGACUUCAACCUCAUAGACCUGUGGAACUCCAGCUAUUGCAGGUCUGGCUAUAAGUGUGUGCGGUCAGUAAGAGAUAAAGGCUUGAGGCGAUCAGUUAACAUAGCCAACUUCGAAAAUAGACUCGAAAUGAGACCCAGACUGCUGUCUUCAAAUUACAGCUACAAAAGAAUCCAUUUCACCGAAAGCAAUGAUAUUAGAACCCCACCCCCCGCUUGCUACCAGCAAAAUAAAACCUGGGGUGUUGGAGGGGAUGGGCAACCAGAGUGGCGAAGGUAAACAGA
Messenger RNA from Chiloscyllium plagiosum (whitespotted bambooshark), 829 nucleotides. RefSeq lists its product as uncharacterized. Lineage: Eukaryota; Metazoa; Chordata; Chondrichthyes; Orectolobiformes; Hemiscylliidae. The record is from RefSeq and is a predicted model, not a curated record.